AUGGUAACGCUCGGAUUUCCACAAGAUAUACAAAUAAAAACAAAAUGGUUAAAAUUUUGUAACUUGGAUGAAGCUAUUCUUAGAACUUCCACUUUUUUAUGCUCCAAUCACUUUACAAAAGAAGAUUACCUUCUUACAGCAACAAAUAAAAUUUUAAAAAAUAAAAGCAUACCAUCCGUUUAUCAUAUUAAACGUAAAAAACGGAGUCUAGAUGAUAAUGAUAAAGACUGCAAGCAUAAUAAGGAAAUUGCUAAACGUAAGAAAAGUGAAUGCUUACUAAAUAUACAUGAAGAGGAAUCAUGUUCAACUGUAAUUCAGCAUCCAGCAGAUAACAAUAUCAGCGAUGAACCAACUCAUGAAAAGGAAUCGUGUUCAACUAUCAUCCAGCAUCCAGCAGAUAACAAUAUCAGCGAUGAACCAACUCAUGAAAAGGAAUCGUGUUCAACUAUCAUCCAGCAUACAGCAGAUAACAAUAUCAGCGAUGAACCAACUCAUGAAAAGGAAUCGUGUUCAACUAUCAUCCAGCAUACAGCAGAUAACAAUAUCAGCGAUGAACCAACUCAUGAAAAGGAAUCGUGUUCAACUAUCAUCCAGCAUACAGCAGAUAACAAUAUCAGCGAUGAACCAACUCAUGAAAAGGAAUCGUGUUCAACUAUCAUCCAGCAUCCAGCAGAUAACAAUAUCGGCAAUGAACCAACUCAUGAAGAAUAGUGUUCAACUAUAAUUCAGCAUCCAGUUGAUAACAAUGUAAACAAAACUCCAGAAAAUGAAAAUUUAAAAAACUCCAGAGAAAUUCAUUAUGGUACUGAUGCAGUAUUGCCGAUAAAUGUAACUCCUCCAAAUUCUCCGCGUAAAGCACGAUAUAUUGGUGAUAUUAGAACACCACAUUUAGCCACCCCACGGAGAGCUAAAAGAGCAUUAAAUAUAGCAAAGCUGGUAGUAAAAAAACAAAGGAGAAAAAUUUUAACAUUACAACAACAAACUACGAGACUGAAAAACCGUGUUAAAACUAUGAAAGACUUGAUAGAUCAUCUUAAGAAGAAGAAUUUUAUAUCGGAGAAUGCUGUGGAUCAUUUAAUGGUAUAUCAAGAAGUUUCUAUAUAAUAAUUAAACGUAAAGCGAUAGCAUUUUCAGAUAAAGCAGGCUCACUCGCUUUGAAUUUUAUUGCUUGUAUGUUUAAACAUAGCAUCAUGAAUAAUUAUAUAUAAUCAAUUAACUGUAUACUGUAUAUAAUCAAUCAACUAUAUAUAAUCUAUAUACAAUCUGUGUAUAAUCUAACUAUAUAUAAUCUAUCAACUAUAUAUACAACUAUAUAUAAUCAAUCAUAGCAUUAAAGAUUAUUUACGCCAAGAAAUCUUUUGUAUUUUUUUUAAACAAAAAUAUUUUAAAAGGUUAAUCUGUUUUAUAAGUUUUUUGACAUGUUUGUAACUUUUAUUACAUCUUCCGAGGAAAUGUUACUAAAUAAUUCAAUUUUAAUUUAGAGAGAUAUUCGAUCGAUAAUGUAAAUACAAAUCAAAACAAGAAGGCCUUUCGUACGGUCGUAGCUGGAUCUUAGUGCUUUUGUGUACUUGUAUGAUUUUAUAUACUUUAUAUUUACAAUAUCAAAAACAUUCAAUAUCGAGAUUCGUGUAUAUUUGACGGCAGAACAUUUUUAUUCAGUUUCAGAAGAGUUUGAAAUUUUGUACAUUUUUGUAUUAUAAAGCUCUCCAAUUGAAGCAAUUAAUCAAAGCGGGUCAACUGCUUUAUUCGAAAACGUUAUGGUCCGAAUUCAUAGUCGAUUUAGAAAAUCGACCAUGUAUUCGGAUUUAUAUCAUUUUAUGUUUAUCAUUUAUAUAUAAAUUUCUAUCGGCUCCAACAGAAAGUUGUUUCAAAAAACCGCUCCAAUAGGAGCUUGUUUUUUAAAAUAAGCUCCUAUUGGAGUGAUUGGAAAACAUUAUUAAG
Molecule: messenger RNA, 1941 nt
Organism: Solenopsis invicta (red fire ant)
Lineage: Eukaryota; Metazoa; Arthropoda; Insecta; Hymenoptera; Formicidae
Product: THAP domain-containing protein 5-like
Exons: 4
Coding region: 1-711 (236 amino acids)
Source: RefSeq, a predicted model, not a curated record